Messenger RNA from Hippoglossus stenolepis (Pacific halibut), 9905 nucleotides. Its product is annotated as zinc finger protein with KRAB and SCAN domains 5. The record is from RefSeq and is a predicted model, not a curated record. Gene Ontology annotation, biological process: regulation of immune system process; negative regulation of transcription by RNA polymerase II; regulation of cytokine production. NCBI's taxonomy places the organism in Eukaryota, Metazoa, Chordata, Actinopteri, Pleuronectiformes, Pleuronectidae. The transcript has 4 exons. Bases 4397 to 7954 code for a protein of 1185 amino acids.
AGCCCGUGACGAUUCCCUGUAGAAGUGCGCCAUCCGUAGAAGAGGAUUGAGGAGUUUCCGUUUUUCUGGCCUUCUAUAUUUUGCUGUGGCUAAUGGGUUAGCUGCUGCCACUCGUGCUAAACGCCGGUAUUUUGGCCCGACUCGGAACGUCUCGCUUAGCGACCAUGGACAAGCUGUUUGCGGUUUGCUGCGGGGACAUACCAGACUAUUGAUACGGCUCCAAUUUGGUUUCCAUGUGAAAGAAGGGAGCUUCAGAGGGCUGCACAUCAUCAGUGAACACAUCCAUGCCCAGCCUGAUCAUGGAGAGAGAGCCGCAAACACUGCAAAAUAUCCUGGAGGAUGGAUUAGGCAGGGAUUUGAUGGAUGCCGGCCGGUUUUGCUUCAACUGUGAGCAAAUAUUUUCAGAUCGGAGAUCCCUGGAGCAACAUGUUUGUCUUGCUUCAACUCACAUCUGCUCCUGUGGAACCGAGUUUACAAAGUACGCAGACAUGUUAGACCACAGCACGACACAUGAACCAGGGCACCAAGUCCUUGACCACGAAACAAUAAGAAAGCGCAGAAUUGAGAAGCUCAUAGCAGAGGAAGAGCAGCUGAUAAGAUUACAGACCGGUGACGUCGUCUGGGAGGCACCGAAAUUGAACAUUGUGCCAUCAAAAUCCCUGGCAGUGAAGCCCAUGCCGCAGGUACCCAUUAAAUCAGCUUAUAAGCCACAAGUUCCCAUGCAGUCUGCACAGAUUUCACAAGUGCCUCAGUUGUACCCCUCUGCAUCAAAAGCGUCCCUUCCCCAAAAGUCUGUCAGCUCUGCAAAGGGCGUGAAGAAUAUUUUUGCAGGUGUAGGUUCACCAACCGUGGAUCUUUGGACACUUUACCAGCCAGUUGUUUUGCUUAAAACAUCACGUCAGUUUAACAAGAUAAUGCCAUAUGGUUGUGGUAAAUGUGGGCAGUGUUUUUCAUCAAAAACUUCUCUAAUCUCCCACCACGGCUCCCACGUCACAGAUAAAGUUUCAGGCUGUAUAGGAUGUGGGCUGCUGCUCUCGAGCAAGAAAGUCGUGCCUCGCUUCCAUGUCUGUAACUCGUCCAACAAUGUUACCAAAUUCAGACUCAUUACUGCGAGACCGGUGGGUUUCAAGAUGCCAAAUGAAGCCCGUACAGAGAGUCAGAAACUGAGUGCCCAGGGGCCACAGGCUUCUACCUCUAUACAGCUGAAAAGGCAGUAUCCCAGUGCAACCAAUAAUGGCAUCCGGAGACCUUUUGUCCCUUCCAACCUGCAAUUAAAACACCAGGAUAUCAGAAAAUACCAUAAAAGCGAUCAGGGGCGUCAUGUCACUCCGUCGCUGCAAUCAAGAAUUUGGAGUCCUAGCACAUCCAAACUUUACAACACUGUCUCCCUUCCAUCUAAGAGUCAGAGUCCAAGUCUGACUGCAUCCAAUAAAAGCAGUCACUGGAUUCCUCACUCCAUGCAGACAAAGAUGCCCACAAACAUUGCAUCAGCUGCAUCGAGCAAACCUUCUCAGAUGUCCCCUGCAUCAAAUGGGUUCAAAUGUCGAGUCUGUCAUCUUCCUUUUGAAUCUGCUCAGCUCCUUCAGAGGCACAAGUGUAUCAGAGCACGAGAGUUUAUGGCACAGCAUGGCCCGGGUGGCAGACAGCAAUACAAAAUAAAGACUGUGAUACCAAUGACAAGCCCAGUUCCCAUUCAGAUGAAUGGUGAGAGAAGAUUCCAGGUCCCAGCUGCUGGUAACAUGAAGAAAAGCCAAGUUGUGGCUGUCGGUCUGGACCGAGAGCAAGAUGCAGUUCCUGUGAAUAAGAAAACAGGAGGGGCUAUGGACGAUGAUUGUUAUAUUGUUGAAAGUGGACCAGACAAACCUGCUGAGAUGAUUUACCAAGUAACCUCAUCUGUUCCUAUUAAAACUUGACAAAACUAUAGCGCUACAUCCAGUUUGCAUGUUACAUUUUAUGUUAAUGAUGGACCAAGUACAGGAACAUUGCAGCCUCUAGGUUGAACAGCAUCCACUGGUUUAAGUUUAUCACAAAGAAGUACUUUCAAAGAUUAAGUGUAGGAUGUUUAGUGACAACAAACAUGCAUCUUGAGCUGGAUUUCUCUCCUCAGCACAGUAAACGGGAUUAACUACAGAUUAUGAAGUUGGUAUCUCUAUGGUUAUAGAAGAUGUACAUCAACAUUGCUCAUUAUUAAAUGUUUGUGCAUGGUUCAUCCUUAUAUGAUGGGAUAACCAGGCACUGCGCUUUGCUUUUAAAAUAUGUUUUUGUAUGAUCAGAUAUUGUGUUGUGUGACUGGGAACUGACCACGAUACCUUGUGUGUUCUUGCCAGUUCUGGGAAACUUCAAGAAUACAUUAUAUGUUGUAUUAAACUGUAUUUUUAAAUUCCGUGUGUGUGUGUGUGUAUGGGAGAAUGCAAAAAAGAUAUUUGUGAGAUUAUUCACAUGAUCAAUUGACUGAAUGUAUCGUGACUUUAACCCAAGAGCUAUGCAAACACCUGAACUGAUACCAUAUGUUAUACAACAGGAAAGUCCAGUUUAUGAUGCAUGACAAGCACAGUAAAUGUAAGACUAUCAAAAUAUUUUGGCAGAUAAAACAAAUUACAUGAAAUCCUAAAAGGAAGCCAUGAUUGGAAAUAUAUUGAUUCUGAUUGUGGCAGAAAAAUAAAUGGGGCAAAUCAAUUUUUUUGUUUUUCCACAAAUAAGUACUGAUCUAGACUUCUGUAACUUAUUUGAGUCAUUUAUAUAGAACUAUGCAUCAAUUCUAUCUAAUAAUGUGGCUCCUCAUCUGCCAUGAUGACAUGAACCUCUUCCUCCGACUUAUUUAGUUCAUUCAGGUGCAAUUAUCUGUGCGUCCAGCAGAUGGGGCCAUUUCACAGAAAAACCACGGUGCUGAACGAUGAGGUCGAUAUGCAUCGUGGAAGAGGAACAUUCUCUACCUGUGUCUGAUUGGGUUGUAUAAGUUGCCUCACUGGAUGAUUGGUUAAGGGUUUUAAGGGUAAGCCAAUCAGAGACAGGGCAGGGACCGGUCUUCGCCCAACUCGGCUUCUAUUGGGAAAUUUGUGCAUGCGGCGUUCAGGUGUGUUUGUGCGCUUGUAAUCUCCAUCACUUUGAGUAGAAUCAGAGAGCAAGCGCCUUAUGUCUGAAGAACAUAUAGACGAGGGUGAAUGAUGUUUGCACAGGUGGUGCGGACCCACUCUGCUUCAAUCUGCAACCUGGAGGGAUGUCAGGCCCAUUUCUGGUAGUUUAUCUCCCUGUCAAAUCCACAACGUUGGUGCAAAUCACAUUUCCAGCAACCAAAGUGUAUGUCAAUAAACAUUACAUCUCAUCAAACACACAACAAAUACAUAAAUUAAUACUUAAAGACACACUUAUGGUUGCCAACCUUUACACUACUGGACCUCCGAGGGGGGGUUAGGGUUUAAAGGUAAAUUUAAAGUCAUUUAUAACCCACACCAAGGAGGUUCUGUGCCAUUUUGCCUCUUGUAUUUAUUUUUGGUUUAUUGAAAACAACGGUUACAAAUAUGAACCUAUUAAGACAUAUUAAUGUAUCUAGAUUUGCACUGGUGUCGAUGCAGUAUUAAGGAGGAAAAAAAGAAAAACGCCAGCAAAAGUAGAGCAAAAGUUAAAUAAAUGGAUAAAAUAAAUAAACUGAGGGGCUUUAUUCAAUCAGGAUAAACAAAUCCAGGAGAGAAAAAUGUUUCAGGGCUUGUCUGUCAUGCACUGAAGAGAUUUUGCAAAUGUCUUAUGAUAUGGGGAUCAACUUUUAUUUUAUUUUUAUUUUUUAUAAUUAGUAUUGAAUGAUAUAAUGUCAGUGUGUAAAGUGUUUCCUUAACAGAAUCGGGUUAUUUAUUAAAAAAAUAAUCAUAUCCAUAUCUCUUUUGACUGGAGCCAACUCUCACAUGAAGACCACACUGGAAGAAAACACGCUACAAAGCCUCAAUGUCCUUCUCACAAAAACUACACAAGUUGUCAUUCCAGUUAAAUCGUUCACGUAGGAUGGAUACAUAUCAUUGUAAAUUUUAAAUGCCUGCUUUAGGUUGGUUCUCGUUAGCUUAGACACGUUUGAAAUCCGACCUGCAGCGAAGCGAAAACUUCCCACAGCCCUCGAACAUGCUCGCUGAGCUCGGCGUGAUGUUCUCCUCUCUCCGCAUCGUCUGUGGAUGUGGACUGUGCCGCUGCCGCUGUUCGCCCUGAGGCCAAGAGAGAAAACCGGGCUCAAGUGAACAACUCCCCGGUCCAUGCACGUCUGGUGUCUUUUUUUUCAAGGAAAGCACCGUACCGACACAGCACGGCAUACAGGAGCUAACUUGAGCUAGCUAGUCGCUAGCCAGUGCAGCAGCGGUCAGUGCAUGGCUACGCAGAGACCCGCAGCCCCGACUCUCCCUCACAGACUUUUGACAUGGGGAGUAAAAUGUCCUUCAGCAGAGGAAGCAGUGACCAAAAUACCGUCUCUGACCUAACGUCUGUGACACCUCAUCCUCGCAGUUCCAUUCAUGCUCCUUCCGACUGCAAGCAGAUACCUGAGGAUAAGAGAUGCAGUGACGAAGACCUGGACUCCAGUUGGAGAGAGGAAAUGAAGGCGACAGAACCGAGUCAAACUGCCCCUGAGUCCCACUCAUCGUGGACUCUGGAGUCUGACGGCCAUGUUAACUCUGAAACAGGCAGCGGAGCUAAUAGUCAGCAGAGUGAGCACAUGCCAUCACAGGUAGGGAUGGAAGCAAUGGCUCCUGCGAUCGUGUGCAGCUCAACAACAGACACUCACAAACAGACUGUGGAGGUCUGCAAAAAACGCAGGCGCACUCGUAAAAUUAAAACGCGGUUGACUGCGGCGGACAAAAACAAUCCACAUACCGCUGGGGUUGAUGCCGUUCAGCACGAGGAGAUCAGCACGACAAUACCUUUGCCAGCAUGUUUGGAAAACCACACCAGUGUUGAUGUGCCUCACACUGUAGACGAUCCUUUAAUCAAUAAUUCUGCUCCUCGUACUGUCUCAGAUGGUAAUGUAGAAGACGGUGAGCCUGUGUUGACAAAGAGAAGAGGGCGGCCAAAAAGAGCCCAAAUUACAGCUUUUAAAAACAUCUUUACUGAGGCAGCCGACGCCAAUACCCCCGCUGCUUCCGCUCAUCUCAGCGACAUUAACGGUCCUGCAAGGAGGCUGAGGAGUAGAGGAGAGAGGGAGCCUUGCACACAAGAUGAACUCACUGGAUCUGAUGCAUCAAAUUUACAAGCCGUUAAAAGAAGAAGGAGUAAACUGGCUGAUCAGCAGGUUCCAGCUAAAGUGUCCAGACUGGAGGGUUCCCAGGAGGUCUCUGCAGUGUUGGGCAACAACACAGGCUGUGGGGGGAGAGCGGAGACAGAUAAGCAGGUGGAACUAAACACUGACAAACAAGAGACCGAAGCAGACACACGGGAACAUCAGUGCUCCCCGCAGUCAAGAACAGGAGAGCAACAGACAGAGCAAAAAGCAGUUGCAGUACCACAAAGGAGACUGCGUUCCCAGGCAGCAGCUGAGCCGGAAGUUAUUCCCUCAAAGGAUUUAAACAGUCUAAAUAAGAUAGUGGGCAUCACUGGCAGCGACAAGUCACACUCACAAAGCAGUCCUGACUCUCCAAAAGACACAAACAUGCAGAGUACAGAGCUGUCCAGCACUGAUGUUGUAUUGUCUACAGAAGAAUCACCCAAACUUGUCGGCAGCCGCCCUGCUGUUAAAACUGAGAAUAUAGAGGCGGAGCUGGAUCAUUUAAAUCUUGUGUCAGAGUUGAACAGUCCUAAAUCUUCACAACACAGUGCCACCACCACGCUUAAAUCUAAGGGUCCGAACAGUCAGCAAAACAUGUUAAGGCGCAAGAGAGGCGGCAAAAGGAGGAGGAGAGUAAGUAACGUGUUGAUAAAGAGCGAGCAAGUCGUUGAGGGGCAUGAAGGCGGCCCCGACACCCAACUCGCAGAAGACUGUGCAGACGUGGAUAAGGAGGCCAAGUUAGAGGAUGACGCAAAUGUCAUCUACAUUAAAAGAGGAGGCAAAACUCUGAUGAAGUGUGGCUACUGUGGUCGUGUAUUUAAAUUUCAGUCCCAGUUCGUCAUCCAUCAACGGAUUCACACUGGAGAGAGACCGUUCAAGUGUUCCGAGUGUGGCAAAGGUUUUACCAAAAAUUCCAACUUAAAUCUGCAUCUCAAGACCCACAGAAAGAGCAACAUUUAUCAAAAAUGCCCAUUUUGCAAGAUCAAAUUCUCCUGCUCUGAGUACACUUCUCAUAUGGAGAUGCACGCACAAGAGAUGGCCCAGGAAUCCGAGAAUGAUAAAUCGGAAAAACAGAGCAGAGGGGUUGACAAUGAAAAUGGUCAGGCACCUCAGACACCAGUUUCCCCAGGAAAGAAACAAAGGAAAGUGUGUCAGUACUGUGGUAAAACUUUCCCCUUUCAGUCCGCGCUUGUAAGACAUGUGCGUGUCCACACGGGGGAGAAGCCUUACAAGUGUGAUAUAUGUGGCAAAGCUUUUGGUCAGGCUUAUUUCCUCCGGGUUCACGAGCUCACGCACUGGUCUGUGAAGCGUUAUAACUGCACACUUUGUGAAAAAUCAUUCACUCAUUACAGCAAUGCAAAAAAUCACACAUGUCGACCCACGGGAGGAAACGACGAUUCAGAACCCAACAGACGUGCAAGGCCUUCACUAACGUACACGUGCCACAUCUGCAAGAAUGUUUUUGACCAUUUGCAGGAGUUCAACAGUCACAUGAAAGCCCACACUGGUGCUAAGCUUUACCGCUGCUUGUUUUGUGACAAGCUGUUUGGGGUAAUGUCUGAAUUUAACACCCAUCGCAACCAGUGCAGAGAGAGAAACGCCUCCAGCUCUGCUGUAAAGGAGGAAGACAGAAUGUCGUUGAUACAGUACACAGUGCCUGCUCUGAGGUGUUCAUCAGCACACUACUCGGCUUCUCCCAUCACAGCUGCAAACUGCGAAACACGGACAAAACAACCACAGUUGAUCCACAAGAAACGCAUCGCUAACCGAAAGAAACCGUUCCAGUCAGUCAUACCGGCCCACCAGCUCUCACACCUCGUGUCCAAGUUAAACAAACUGGACAACAGGUCCGACCCCAGGAAAUAUCUGUGUCCGAGCUGCGGGCGACAGUUCAGACACAUGGGCAGACUCCGAGCCCACAUGCUCACGCACGCCCCGGGUCAGAGUUACACUUGUACUUGCUGCGGUAAGACGCUACAAAACUGGAGAAAACUGUGGCGUCACCAGAGAAUCCACAGACAGAGACACGGUCGCUUCACUUGUCCUCAGUGCGGGCAAGGUUUUCGGUUUGCAGAGCCUUACAAGAAACACAUGAGCGAGCACCAAGAGUUCCAGUGGGUUCAGUUCAGGCCUAAGAAAGUGUUUCUGCCUUAUCAAUGUGAGCAAUGCAGGUGCAGCUUUAAGACUCUCGACUUGCUGUUCAGUCACCAGCUUUGCCAUUCAGUAUCGCAAGACACGCACAAGGACACUGCUUUUGAUGUAUACGAUUUAUCAGAUGAGCAUAGUACACAAGCAAACAAGAUAACGUUUACCCCUUCUACUAACAACUAUAUUGCAACGGUACAUGAACUUGAGGACAGCUUUUUUCCUCUGAGAACCUCUUCCAAAUAUCCAGAUCCACUUCCUCCAGAGUCACAUCUAGUGCCCGUGAUUUCUCUUGUCGAAAAUCCGGGUGUAGUUUUGGGUGAAACGUCCCCGUGUCCCAGCACCACGCACUCAAUCCAAGACAGAGAAACCAGCCAUGACGGAGAAGAUGGAAAUUCACUUGGAAAACCCAUUACACCUUUGAGAACUGUGAAAAGAUGCACGACCCCAAAUCCCAGCGACUCAAACGAUGGGUCUUCAGAUGGUAUUCAGUGCGCUGUGUGUGGUAAUGCCUAUCCUGCCAUUUCAGACCUUUAUCAGCACUAUUUACAGCAUGCUAGAGGCCAGGUGUAAGAACAUGCAUACAAAGAUACAAUUCCUCUAUCAAUUUGUUCAAACAGUGGGAAAAAUACAAACAUAGUCACUUAAAUACCUGGAAAUUAUUUUUAAACUUAUCAUAUGACAAGUUUCCAAUUUUGAAGACGUACACUGAGGGCCUGAUCUAAAGGUUAGUGUAAAAACGUGUGCAAACUAGAUUUUACCCGCAAAAGAAACUGCAAGCUGAUCUGCCAACGAUGCGCACUGAGGAUUGCGUUCAGAAUAACAUACACUGUCCAUUUAGUACGUUUGCCUUAAUGAAUAUGCAGUAUUGGGCAUUUCUACCCGAGUGCGCAAAAUAUUGGGAGGAGUAGAUGCAAAUACUUGAAUUUAGCACACACACUGUGAUUUACAAAGCCUGAAAAUAAUUGCGGUGACUGUGUCUACAUUUAGGGCCUGAUCUACUAAGAUCCCAAAUAAGCAGUGCUAAAUUGCGUGUGAAUUAUAACAGAUUGCACAUUCGGUUGGUUACAUAAUUGCGUAAAUGAUAACAGGUGCAAACAUGUUAGAGGCAGUAGUAUUUAGAUUAGUGUUUUUUCUUGCGUUACUGGUUUCCGCCAUGGAGCAUUACGGAGAGCAGAGUGAGCACAAGCACAAAGCGAAAUUGAAUGCCAUGGAAUGGGAGGUGUUAGUGGAAGAGGCAAACAAACAUGUUGCUGAGCUACAGCAAAGAAAUAUUAAUAUAACUCAAAGAAAUGCGAUAUGGGAGAGUAUCUGCGAGAAAGUAAAUGCUGUGGGUAAAACAAAAAGAAGAUUACAGGACAUAUGAAGAAGAGCAAAAGAAAAAAAAGCUCAUAAUAAAACCGUGGCAAAUAAAACAAUAAAACUCCUUCCAUGCUGUCUCCUCCUCACCACAAUAACUCCAGCCAUCUGUGCUCAUCGCUGUGCCGAUUAGUACCUACCUUUCAAACGUAUUCAAUAUAGACUCAGUCACAAUCACCGCAAUUAUUUUCAGCCUUUGUAAAUCACAAUGCGUGUGUUAAAUUAAAAUAUUUGAAUCUACUCCUCCCAAUACUAAUAGGCACAGCGUCACUCUUUAUUUGGGAUCUUAGUAGAUCAGGCCCUGAAUGUACAAAAGAAUAAUGAGACUACAUUUUCAACUUUACACUGAAGCCACUACGUUUACUUUGGUUUUUCUUUUGGUUUGCUUUUUUCUUUGAAAGAAGCAUCCCUGCAUUCAUGUGAUUGGCUAAAUAGCAAUACAUUUCAACAGGAAUUAUAACAUUUGUGAAUGUUCGAACAUAAAACAUCAGAAAAAAAAUAGCUGAAGCAUUUUGAAUUUGUGUAUUAUCUUGUUGCUCUGAAUCAUUGUGCCAACUUUUUUAUUUUCACUGCCAAGUCAGUUUGCAAACAGCUGAUCAGAUUUCAGACUUAAUUUAUUUAUAAACUCCUUGAGUUUCUUUAAUUUAAAGUAGUUGUAACUGUAAAAUCAAGUUUUUCUCAUCUAGUCACUCAAUAUUAUGAGCAAUUACGUGAAUGGUCCAUAUAAUUUCAAAUUCAUUUCAUUAAUUUACUGACAAAAAUGUUACUUCUGAGGAUUUAAUAUCAAUAUUCUGGUCUGUAAGUCAAACUGUAGCUAAAAUGUUUCAGAGAACACGUUGAACCAAUUCCAAAUUAGUUUUCCUGUUGAAGGACAUGCGGCUGCUUUUGUGUUAACAUUUUUAGUUAUUUUCAGUGUCGGCACUUAUCACGCGCAUGUUUGUCAAAGAGUUUGUGCUGCUGUGGAUUUGUGAUGUGUUGGCUGAAUCAAAUGAUGCUAAAUUUCUUUUAGACACCUUCCACACCUUCAGCACCAAGUUCUGUCAAACAGCCAUGGUUGUUCACUACUGCUUUUUCAUGCUUAUUUCCCACAUGGACACCCUGAUCGGUUGUAAAUAGUUUAAUCUACAGUUUGUCUUAAAAACAAUAAAGGUCACUUUUGUAUUAA